GCCUUGGAGGCUUUGACCAGAGGUUGCGUCCUUGUUUUCAAUUUUCAUUGAUUCAUUCAUUAAUCAUUGCCUUACCACUUUAAUUGCGAUCUUUACUCCCACACAAUGCCGCCACCGCCGCCGCCGCCUCCGGCAUAUCCAGAUUCCGGCGCCACCUCCGCUCCCUCGCUGGUCAGAAAUUAUCGCGUCUGGCAAGGCAGUAACGUAUUUCUUUGUGGAGGGAGGCUUAUUUUUGGACCUGAUGUGAAAUCUAUAUUUAUAUCGAUAUUUCUGAUUGUUCUCCCGGUGGCUAUGUUCUGUGGUAUGGUAGCAAGGAAACUGUUAGAUGAUUUUCCUCAUCACACCGGAUGGUCAAUAAUGGCUGUGCUUAUGGCUCUCACACUCUUCGUUCUGAUCACCCUUGUAGUGACCUCUGCAAGAGAUCCUGGCAUAGUACCUCGUAAUGCCCAGCCUCCGCAGCCAGAUGACCAUCAUGGGACUGAUAAUAGCAACAAUAGGCAAAUUUCAUUGUCACGAUUUCCACGAACAAAGGAUGUAAUUCUCAAUGGUAUAACAUUGAAAGUCAAAUAUUGUGAUACUUGCAUGCUCUACAGACCCCUCCGCGCUUCUCAUUGUUCAGUCUGUGAUAACUGCGUGGAGCGAUUUGAUCACCACUGCCCAUGGGUUGGUCAGUGUAUUGGACUGCGAAAUUACAGGUUCUACUACAUGUUUGUUUUCUCUGCCACUCUGCUUUGCUUAUAUGUACAUGCCUUUUGCUGGGUCUACAUCGUGAAGAUCAAGGACUCCGAGGCAAUAUCAAUUUGGAAAGCAAUGUCCAAAACUAUAGCAUCCAUCGUAUUAAUAGUUUACACCUUUCUUUGUUCCUGGUUUGUUGGUGGUCUCACUAUUUUCCACACGUACCUCAUCAGCACAAACCAGUCUACUUAUGAAAAUUUUAAAAACCGGUAUGACCCACAAACCAACCCAUAUAACAGAGGGAUGGUUAACAACUUCAAAGAAGUAUUCUGCACCAGAAUUCCUCCAUCCAAGAAUAAUUUUAGGUCUAAGGUUCCAAGGGAGCCCUUAGAAUCAUAUCAAAGAACGGGUAUUAGGCCCUUAAGCCCAAUGAUGAAAAGAAGAACCAGAACCAGAAGUAUGGAAUUAGUAGGGAAUGCAGUUUAUAAUGAGCAAGACGAGGAGGAAAGUAAUUAUAGAGAUGGAUUCGACAAUGAAGCACGUAGCAAAGAUAGUGGAUUGACCGAUAAGUCCCUGGAUUUAAGCAGGAUCCUUCACACGGAAGGAGUGGAGGGAGAAGAAAGUUCAAUUAGACACCAUCAAUGGGAAGGAACUACAGAAGUUCAGGACAGCAUAACAGAAGUUGGGGAAUCAAAUUCGGCUACUGCGCCUAAUUGCUCAACUAGAGAAGUUGUAUAGUACACACUGCACAGUGUGAGCCUGUCAGGACAAAUUUAAAGAUGUAAAUUUGAAGUUCAAACGAGAGUAAUGAGACAAUUUUACAGAUGUAAAUUAAAAGUUCAAACGAGUAAUUAAGAGUGUUCAUAGAUUGGAUUGAUUUGAUUAAUUUGUUAAAGUUCAAAGUGUAUUAAGUCGCUCCCGCAAACAUUUGCCAAUGAUAUAAAACAGUGAAAACCAUUGAAAA
Messenger RNA from Glycine soja, 1639 nucleotides. RefSeq names its product probable protein S-acyltransferase 5. Bases 106 to 1413 code for a protein of 435 amino acids. The transcript has 5 exons. Gene Ontology annotation, biological process: peptidyl-L-cysteine S-palmitoylation; protein targeting to membrane. The record is from RefSeq and is a predicted model, not a curated record. Gene Ontology annotation, molecular function: protein-cysteine S-palmitoyltransferase activity. Lineage: Eukaryota; Viridiplantae; Streptophyta; Magnoliopsida; Fabales; Fabaceae. Gene Ontology annotation, cellular component: Golgi apparatus; endoplasmic reticulum.